Messenger RNA from Caenorhabditis remanei, 732 nucleotides. RefSeq lists its product as uncharacterized. The transcript has 2 exons. NCBI's taxonomy places the organism in Eukaryota, Metazoa, Nematoda, Chromadorea, Rhabditida, Rhabditidae. The coding region runs from base 1 to 732 and encodes 243 amino acids. The record is from RefSeq and is a predicted model, not a curated record.
AUGUUGUUAAAUGAGAGAAGGCGAUAUGGAUGUGAAUUACUUUCUACCGUAACCCUGAUAUCCGGCACGAUCUCCUCCUCCACGACUUCCACCGUAACCCUCAUCGUUGUUGUAGUCAUCGGCUCGAAUACGUGGCUGUGGUCCUGGGUUGAUAAGAAGGAUGCUGUCAACAUUCUGGCAGACACAUACUCCUGGUUCUCCUAUUCUCCCGAGACUCCUGGCCAUCCACGUUCUCCUUGUGAUCCUGUCAAUCCAUUUCUUCCUGGCAAUCCUGGCAUUCCUGGUGCUCCAAUUGGUCCUGGUGGUCCCUCAUCUCCUGGUGGUCCCUCUUUCAAGUCUCCUUCUGGAGUUGGUCCUUUGUCUCCUGGAGCUCCUGGUCCUCCUCUGUAUCCUGGUGGUCCAACUGGUCCAGUCUCUCCUGGUGCACCAUCUUCUCCGUCAAUUCCUUUGAGUCCUGGUGGUCCUGGUGGUCCAACAUCUCCUGGGAAUCCUGGCCAUCCCUUGAUUCCGGGUGGUCCUUUUGGACAUGGACGGCAUGGUGGUGGUUCACGAACUUGGUUGAGUGGGCAUGUCUGGUUUGGAGUGGUUCCUGGCAUGCCUGGCUUUCCGGCAAGUCCUGGAAGACCUGGUUUUCCUGGAGUUCCAGAUGGUCCACGUGGUCCUGGUGGUCCUGGAAUACAACAUCCGGGACAUUCAGUCUCAAGUGGGGAUCCAGUGAUUUCAUCUCCAUAA